AUGGAACCAUCGGCUUGGCUGAAUGCCUAUUAUUAUCGUCAAUGGCUCACAUUUAAUGAAUUUCUGGAAUGGCAGCAAUCUUGCACAUGUCCUGUUGGAACUAAAACCUAUUCAUGCAAGCAUUCGGUUGGUUUGGGCAUUUUAUUUAAUCUGUAUGAAGUAAGCGAGAAAACACGUAUUCAACCAUUGGGAAAGCGAAAGACAAGAGGACGCCCAAAGAAAGUUAACAGAGCUUUAAAUAAUAAAUAGAUUAUCGAUUAGAAACCAGAAAAUUUCUUUGUCUUAUUUUAUGUAUUCAUAUUUCUUAUCUUGUUUACAUUCUAUGUUCUAUAGAAAUUAUGUAAAAUAAAUUUCUCAGAAAUUUGGUGAUCAAAAGUAUCUCUUUUUUUUGGUGAUCAAAAGUAUCUUAGAGAAUUUGGUGAUCAAAAGUAUCUUCUUUUGGUGAUCAAAAGUACAUUUUCCCGAAAAUAUUCAUCCAGCGAGUACGACUUGCCAGCAUGAGCACUCAGAUUACUCGUUUGAGUACUCAAGACAUUUCUUCUGUAACUAUACUUUUUGAGUAGUCCAACAAGUACUCAUACAAGUACUUUCUAUAAGAUUUACUUACAGACGAAAACAUUAGUACUCAAUGCAGUACUCAUCCUCGCUU
This is a messenger RNA of Rotaria sp. Silwood2, 649 nucleotides long. The record is from the annotation of a GenBank genome assembly. Lineage: Eukaryota; Metazoa; Rotifera; Eurotatoria; Philodinida; Philodinidae.